AUGGUUUUAUCACUUGAAGAAGUUAGUAAACAUAAUAAUAAAAAAGAUUGUUGGGUAAUAAUUCAUGAUAAAGCUUAUGAUUUAACUGAAUUUAUGCCAAAUCAUCCUGGUGGUGAAGCAAUAAUUUUAAAAUAUGCUGGAAAAAAUGCAACAAAAGUAUUUGAUCCAGUUCAUCCUCCUGAUACUUUAGAAAAAUAUUUAAAUCAAAAAGAUCAUAAAGGAGAAGUUGAAAAAAGGAAAAUUGAACCAAAAAAACAGAAAAUAAAAGUACAACCACAACAACAAGAAGAAAGUUCUAAUGAUGGAAAGAAGAUAGUUGAUGAAUUUGAUGUAGAAUAUGAUGAACAAGAUGAUAUGGAUCCUAUACCAACUGGGCAACAAUUACAAGUAACUUCCACAACAGAAGAAGAAGAUGAAGAUCUAUUAUAUGAUGAAGAUGGAGAACCAAAUUCACCAGAAGAAAUUCAAAGAUUAAAAAAUAUAAAAAAUAAACCAGAUUUAGGACAAAUUUAUAAUUUAAAUGAUUUUGAAUAUGUUGCAAGAAAUACAAUGGAAAAAACAGCUUGGGGUUAUUAUAGUUCUGGUAGUGAAGAUGAAAUAACAAUGAGAGAAAAUCAUUUAGCUUAUCAUAGAAUUUUUUUUAAUCCAAGAAUUAUGGUUGAUGUUUCCAAAAUUGAUUUUUCAACUACAAUGUUAGGUACCAAGACAUCAGUACCAUUUUAUAUUACUGCAACUGCCUUGGGAAGAUUAGGUCAUCCAGAUGGUGAAAAAGUAUUAACAAGAGCUGGUGCAAAAGAAGAUGUGAUACAAAUGAUUCCAACAUUAGCAAGUUGUUCAUUUGAUGAAAUAGUUGAUCAAGCAACAGAUAAACAAACUCAAUGGUUUCAAUUAUAUGUUAAUUCAGAUAAAGAAAUUUCAAAAAAAUUAGUUCAACAUGCAGAAAAAAGAGGUUGUAAAGGUUUAUUUAUUACAGUUGAUGCUCCUCAAUUAGGUAGAAGAGAAAAAGAUAUGAGAUCAAAAGAUAUUCAAGAUUUAAGUAAUGUUCAAGGAAAUGAUGAAGAAAGUGAUAGAUCUCAAGGUGCAGCAAGAGCAAUAAGUUCUUUUAUUGAUACUUCAUUAAAUUGGAAAGAUAUUGAAUUUUUUAAAUCUAUAACAAAUAUGCCAAUUUUAUUAAAGGGAGUUCAAUGUGUUAAAGAUGCAAUAUUAGCAGCAGAAUAUGGAUGUAAUGGUAUAGUUAUAAGUAAUCAUGGAGGUAGACAAUUAGAAUUUACAAAAUCUCCAAUUGAAAUAUUAAUUGAAACAAUGCCAGUAUUACGUCAAAGAGGAUUAGAUAAAAAUUUUGAAGUAUAUGUUGAUGGAGGAAUAAGAAGAUCAAGUGAUAUUUUAAAAGCUAUAUGUUUAGGUGCAAAAGGUGUUGGUAUAGGAAGACCAUUUUUAUAUGCAAUGUCAACAUAUGGAGAUGAAGGGGUAAUAAAAGCUAUACAAAUUUUAAAAGAUGAAAUGAUUAUGAAUAUGAGAUUAUUAGGUGUUACAUCAUUAGAUCAAUUAAAUGAAGAAUUUGUUGAUACAAAUUCUAUAACUAAUAGAUUUGUACCUGAAGAUAAAUUAUUUAAAAAAGUUUAUCAACCUUUAGUUAAUCCACCAUUUAAAAAUAGUAAAUUAUAA
Messenger RNA from Lodderomyces pseudojiufengensis, 1665 nucleotides. It is a transcript of the gene CYB2, whose product is annotated as Cyb2p. Gene Ontology annotation, biological process: lactate metabolic process. The transcript has a single exon. The coding region runs from base 1 to 1665 and encodes 554 amino acids. NCBI's taxonomy places the organism in Eukaryota, Fungi, Ascomycota, Pichiomycetes, Serinales, Debaryomycetaceae. The record is from RefSeq and is a predicted model, not a curated record. Gene Ontology annotation, molecular function: L-lactate dehydrogenase (cytochrome) activity; heme binding.